ACCAUUUAUGUUUGAUUAAUUUCCUCUAUCUUUGCAGCCCAGACUCUGCGAAAUGGAGGCAGUGCUUUGGUUCCAUGUUAUCCAAGUGGAGUUGUAUAUGAUCUGUUUGAAUGUCUGUCUAAUCACUUGGAUAAUUUAUGUCUGUCUCAUAUACCUAUGUAUUUUGUGUCACCUAAAGCUGAGAGCUCCUUAGCGUAUUCAAAUAUUUUUUCUGAGUGGUUGUCGUCUAGUAAACAAGUGAAAGUUUACAGUCAUGAUGAUCCCUUUCCUCAUGCACAUCUCACAAAAGUAGGACGCCUGAAACCUUUUAAAAGUUUACAUGCAGAAGGUUUCAGUAGUGAAUAUAGACAGCCAUGCAUAGUUUUUUGUGGUCAUCCUAGCUUAAGAUUUGGAGAUGCUGUUCAUUUCAUAGAAAUGUGGGGGAACAACCCACAGAAUGCUAUUCUUUUUACAGAACCAGAAUUUGAUUUUGGUGAAGCUCUUGCUCCAUUUCAACCACUGGCUAUGCGACCUGUAUACUGUCCAAUUGAUACAAGCUUGGACUUUACACAGGCAAGGAAGUUGAUUAAUGAAUUGAAACCUGGGAAAUUGGUUGUGCCUGAGGUGUACCUGAGACCCCCAGCUAUGGCUCCACAUCGCACUGAUCUUGCACUGAUUUUGGAAGAAACUCCACUAACAUAUAAUGAGUGUCAGGUUCUGAACCUUGUGGUAAACAGGAGACUUGAAAAUAUGGGAGUGACACCUGAUUUAGCCUUAGCUCUUAAUCCUAGUACAAUAAGACCUGGAUUAAAUACUUCAACAGUCACUGCAGAACUUCAUAUAAAGGACAACAAAUAUACUCUGAAGCCUGUAGAAGACAGCGAUGAUGAAAUGCCUACAAAAUAUCCUCAGUGUUACCCGUAUGGUAACCUAUCUGUUGAUGAUUUGGUUCAAAGAUUAGCACAAGCUGGACUUACGGAUGCUAAGGUUGAGGAGCUACCUGGUGUUUAUAUUAUAACUUUGGAAAACGAAGAUGUUAUGAUAAAAAUCAGUGAUGCAUCCACACACAUAAUUUCUGGUAAUAGUAAACUACGAGAAAAGCUGCGGGAUAUUCUGUUUGAGUGUCUCAGUAGCUUUUAGGCUGUCCUUUUAACAUCG
Macrobrachium nipponense is the source of this 1137-nucleotide messenger RNA. Its product is annotated as integrator complex subunit 9-like. NCBI's taxonomy places the organism in Eukaryota, Metazoa, Arthropoda, Malacostraca, Decapoda, Palaemonidae. Bases 157 to 1119 code for a protein of 320 amino acids. Gene Ontology annotation, biological process: snRNA 3'-end processing. The transcript is spliced from 8 exons. Gene Ontology annotation, cellular component: integrator complex. The record is from RefSeq and is a predicted model, not a curated record.